AUGUCGGCGGCCAAUGUUUGUGUUUUCGUGCCGGAAGAUCGCUUCCAGAACAAGAGAGAUCCAAUGUCGCACAGAAUCAUAGAGAAGCGGAGACGGGAUCGCAUGAACAACUGCCUGGCAGACCUCUCCAGACUUAUCCCAGCUAUUUAUUUGAAGAAAGGGAGAGGUCGCGUCGAAAAGACCGAGAUCAUCGAAAUGGCUAUCAAGCAUCUGAAGCAUCUCCAGUCACACGCCUGUAACGACCCGGCAACGUGUGAGGUUGCGCAGCGAAUCGACACGGACCAUCGACAUCAGUACCGUCUCGGCUUCCAGGAGUGCAUGUCCGAGUGCGUCAGAUUCUUGGUCGACAUCGAGGGCAGGUACGCGAACGACGAGUUCUGCAUUCGCCUCAUGACCCACCUGAAGAAGCAUCUCGAUAAGCUGCAGGGUCAUAACAUCUGCUAUCAAGUUCCUGGCGCGGUCGGUAGCGGGCCCGGGCAGUCGACGAGAACUUCCCCGGUAGCGAGCUCAUCGACCGCUAGCAAUGGCAACAGCAGCAGCAGCAGCAGUGGCGCGACGACACCUGCGACACAGAUCAUACAGCAAACCCCACAACAGGUCCCAGCGAUCCCGAUACAGAUUCAUCCACCGUCGAGCGGUGUGGUGAACGUGAUGGGGUCCCCUGCUGCGACGACGCGGCUCUCAAGCGAUGAUGUGAGGUCUCUAGAGAGCGAACCUUCCGAAUCGGCUUUCACGAGACGCGCAGGAGGAACUUUCGCGCCCCGCGGCGGCCUUCUCCAUCAAGGACCCCAUGAGAAAUCUCAACUCCAUCAUCUCAUGGUCCCGAAACAAGAGAGCCGGUCUGCCUCAGUCGAACGGAAGACUGCUCUCUCUGAUGCAACCGGCAGUCCUCUGGGAGUCGUCGAGGAGUCUGCGAGUCAACUUCGCGAGAUGCUGCAGACAGCAUCUUGUUUCGAGCCUAAUAUGCGAAAAAGGAGCAACACUGACACCAACAUGUCAACAGCGAACGCUUUAUCCUGCGGCGACGUGUCUCCGUCGAAAACUCCGAACUUGACUCCUAAUCCCAAUGAAGAGGUUUAUCACUUCAAAAAGAACAUCAAAGAAAGAUUCCAGUCGAACCUUCGUUUGUUCACUUCGUCACCGACGGAGAGCGUCGACGGCGAUGACUCGAAGGGUUUGACUGGGCACGAAGAACGUCGUUACUCACAUUCUCAGGUGCAAGGCCCGGUGGCGAGUCCGCACAGUCCUGCCUCGUUCUCCCGUAACACGGUUUCGGCGCCUCCCAUCGGCGAAAGCGACCCCGAAGCAGCUUCCUGCGCUAAAGAUCUAUCCAUGAACGCGCACAACCGUCAAGCUCAGGUGAAAUGGGAACCGAAUCAAAUGGAUUCCAGCAGCAGCGCGGGGAGCCCGCCUGCCAGCAACGGUUUGCCGAGCCUUCCCCGGUCGAGCGGCAGUUCCUCCGGUUACAGCAGCGGUAGUGCCGAUGCCGUGAACCCCGUCCUACUACACUCGCAAGUUAGCCCGCCACUGCAGGCACGGCAGAGCGUGCUGCCGUCCAGCGUGCCCAUAUUCGCGCUGCACCCCGAAGGCUCGUACUACAUUCCUCUGACCAUGGACACUUCGCUCAUCAUGCCUUUCAUUCAGUCAACAUCGGUGGACGACUCAAAGCUACCCGUCCUUCAUCCAGUGAGCAUAUCGGUCAAAUUCGGCGUCUCGAACGUGUACAGUGAACAACAACAACAGCAGCAGCAGCAGCAACAACAGCAAGAACGGCAGUCACAGCAUGUGCAACAGCAAUUGCACGUGAGUGCGCCCGUCUCGCAUUCUUCACCUUGGAUGUAUGUUAGGGGACCGGACCCUCGACUCCGUCUUCUGCUACCUGAAGGAAGGCUUUGA
Molecule: messenger RNA, 1896 nt
Organism: Galendromus occidentalis (western predatory mite)
Lineage: Eukaryota; Metazoa; Arthropoda; Arachnida; Mesostigmata; Phytoseiidae
Gene: cwo
Product: transcription factor cwo
Exons: 8
Coding region: 1-1896 (631 amino acids)
Biological process (GO): regulation of DNA-templated transcription
Molecular function (GO): protein dimerization activity; DNA binding
Source: RefSeq, a predicted model, not a curated record